AUGAUGAGUUAAAAGAGCGAAAAAGAUGAAGCGCGCUAAAUUUUAGAUGAUCUUAUCAAAGAAAGUACUGAAAAUUAGCAAGAAAUAGACUAAAACAGCUACCAAACAUUAAGAUUAAUACAAAAAAAGAAAAAAGAGUUAAAAUUGUCUAUAGCAAAUGAAAUAGUAGAUAGAUUGUUAUCAAAAAGUAUCGAUGAUUCUUAAAAAUAAAUUUUAUCAAAUCUUUCAAAAAACAUAUAUGAAGGAGAGGAUUAGUUAUUAAAAUAAUAAUUUAACAGUUUAUUUACACAGCAAGUUGAAAACAUGAUAAUCAAUAGCAAGAAAGAAUCUCAAACAGUUAAAGAUCUACUACAAAUAAUUCAGUAACAAGCAGACAGAGAACUUUAUUCUUUCGAAUCGGAUGAUUCUAAGUUAUUUACCUAGAUUCGAGAGCGUCUCUAGUAAAAAGGAAUAAGUACUGGACCGUAACAAGCUGCUGCUACAUUUUAAAAUAGUUUUCCAGAUUUAAACAAACCUUUCAGUUUUGAUGAUCAGUAAUUUGAUGAUAUAAAGAUAUAGGGUAAGGAAUAAAACAGCCCUUUUGAUAAACAUUAAGUUGAUUAAGGCAAAAGUGAUUAGAAUAAAAAUACAAACUUAUUAGAUUUUGAUGGCGAUAAUUAGUUUAAUUAGAAUAAUAUUUAAAAGGACAACAAUGAAUAAAACUUUAAUUGGGAUUAGUUUUAGUUUGGUGACAUUAAUACUUUUAGUAACUAAGAAAAAUAAGAAGAGAAUAAAUAGCAGUAGUAAUUCAGUGCUGGCUUUGACAUGGAUUGGUUUAAAAACAAUGAAUCAGUGCAUUCUUAGAUUUCAUAGAAGCAGAGUGGAAAAAGCAAUAGGUAGAUUUCGAAUAAAUAAUAGGAAGAAAAAUAAGAAUUCAACUUAAGCGACUUUAUUUAAAAUAGUCAAGCAUCUCAUUCAUAAAGCGUUAGUAGCAAUCAUAAAGACUUUUCAUUGACAGACUUAGGUCUUCAAAAAAGAAGCUAAGAUUUAAAAGAUAGUGGGGUUAAAGUAUAAAUGGAUUAAAAUGUAUUGAAUUUUAUGCCUUAAAUCAAUACUUAACAAAUAUAAGAAACUCCUAAAUAAAGCAAGCAAAUUUUAAAUAUGGAAGAAAGCUCCUCUAAUUAAAAAUAGAGCUAAGAAAGCAGCAGCUAAUUAUAAAAUAAAUUUAAAGAUUAUAAUCAAAAUCAAAAACCAGAUGAGAUUAAAAUUAAUUUGAUUAAAAGUGAUAACUAAUUAAUCGUAGGAUCAAAUAAUGUGGAAGAUAAUUAGUCUUCGUCUUUCGGUAAAGGAGAAUUUGUUCUUAAAUUUGGUAUGAAUGAAUCUUAGCUCAGGAAAAAUGUUGUUCAGCAAAAUGCUAAUAUAAAGGAUGAUGAAAUUGAUUAAAAUUUGUUAAAUCCUAAGAAUAUUUCUGAUAAUUAUUUACUGCAAGGCUACAAGCAAGCUUAAUUUGAUAUGCGUUUAAAUAAUAUGCUAGGAAGUGUGUAAAAAUGUGAGUCUGAAAAUUCCAGAAGUGGAUCUCAUUUUUAAGACAGCUAAGCUCAGCAGAGUUUAUAAAAUUUAGAAUUUUUUCUUAAAUUUGAUUAAAAUUAAUCAAAAAAUAUUUUAUCUGAUGAAGGUUUACCUAAUAUUGGAGAUAAAUCCUAAUAGCUAAGUAGUAAUAGAAAAGAUAAAGAUAAUUAAAUUCAAUUAAAGCUAAAUGAAAAUAAGAAUAUGAUGUAAAAUAAUAGUAAUAUAAAUGAACCAAAUGAAGCUGUUUAGAAAAAAGAUAAUGUAGAUUUAACUGAAAAAGUUAAUUUGGAUAAUAUGUGGGAUGAAAUGGAAAGUUAUAAAUCAGAAGUAGCUAGUAAAUAAUCGUUAGAAGAUAGUUAUAUAGCAUAAAAAGUAGCUGCUGUAUAGGGAAGAAUAAAUACACUCAAUAAAAGUAAUUUAAAUUUGAGUCAAGCAAGUAUAAAAUCAUCUGUUUCGAAAAAAUCUGAUUAAUAGAAAAAUAGUCAAAUUAUUAAUAAAAGCUAAAAUCUUAAUUAAAAAACAAAUGAAUUGCUUUAGAGGUCUAAAAAAUAUUAAGAAUACCCUUUGAAAGAAAAUGUAUAAUUUACUCAUAGCUCAUAAAGUCUAAAUUAACAGAAUUAAAUUAACAAUGAUUCUAAAUAAAACUCAGCAAAUAAAUAAGAAUAAAAGGUUAAUUUAUCUCAAAAUGUUUUCUUUGAUCAAUCUAGCACAAGUCACAAUAAUUAUAAUUUUGAAGAUUUUGGAAUGAAUUAAAGUCAAAUGAGUGAGACUUCUUCUAAAAGUUCAGUCGUCAUGCCUAGAAAUGAGGAGGAAAACUUUCAAACAAACAGUUAAUUAAAUGUUAAAGAAACAAAUGAAAAUUUUAAUUAAAUAAAAAUGCAGAUAGAUUAGUAAAAAAGUUAGUUAGGUAAAUUAAGUUCUAUUAGUAAUAAAAAGCACUCAGAUAGUCUUUCUCAAUAAAAUGAAUAACUGAGUUAAAAAACUUAAGAGAUAAUUGAAAGGGCAAACAAUUUGAAAAGAAGCUAAAAUAUUUCAAAUGAAAAUAUCAAUUAAAAUGUUAAAUUACAUUAGAGCAAUAGUAGUCAGUAAAAAGGUUUGUAUAAAGAUGAGUAAUCUUCAAAAAUUAAAGAUCUUAUUGAGAGAAGCUAAAAGAGUAUUUAGAAAACAAAUGAGAAUUUUAUGAAAUAUAGCGUUUCUAGCAACGCAGUAUCUAACAAAAGUAAAUCCUAAAUAAAUUAAGUGAAAAUGACAUCUUCUUAAUAAUCAUAAAACUAAAAAGAAAAGAGUCUUAACUUUGAAGAUUUUGGCAAUUUAAACAUAUCUCAAAGCUAAAGCUAGAAUGAUAGCUAAAUUAUAUCUGAAUACAUAAAGCAAUAAAUUUAAGGCUGCAAAGACUCUGAUAUAAGUAACAAUAAAAACAACAACUUUUUAGAUAACAACUCAACUAUCAAAUAAAAAUAAGUAUCUAGCAAAAUAGAAAAUUCAAAUAAUUUUGAUUUUGAUGAAUUUGGAUCAGUUCACGAAAGCGAAAGUAACUAAAGUAAAAGCAGCAUUAUCAAUGUCAUUCAUGCAAACACUAUAAAAAAUUUGUAAAAUAAAUUUAGUAAUGCUUAAAAAGAAAUGCAAGCAGGUGAUAUCUCGAAAACAAUAAGUGUUGGCAUUCAGUAUUCUGAUGAUAAAAAAGCAAGUGGUUAAUUUAAUUUUAGCGAUUUUUAGAGUGUAGAAUAAUCUGCAGUAUCUAAUAUAACUUAAUUUUAAGAGCAACAAAAUAAGUAGUAACAGUCGCAAAUUAAUCCAAACAAUAACAGUAGUAGUAGUAAUAGUUAAAUAUUUCCUCAAACUAUAUCUUAGAUUUUCAAAUAGAAUGAUAGAAUUACUAAAUCAGAUAUAAAUCAACAGUUCAAUUAAUUUUAAAACAUUGAACAUUCUCUUUCGGAUAAUGAUAAGGAUGUGAAUUACUUGUCGAAUCUUUCUUAGUUCACUAAAAACUCAGAUAUUAAUGAGGAAAUUUGUAAGAAUAGCGAGAGAAAAGAAUUAGCAGAGUUGGCUUAAUCUGUGUCAUCAAGCAGAAGUAAAGUUUAAUAUGUAUAGCACAAGAUUAUAGAAGAUUACUAAAAUGAGGAUAAAAGUUAGUUAGAUACCUUACAGGAGUAACCAUUAAAAGAAGAUAACGAACUGAGUCAUCAAUUCUAUAUGUCCAAUCAGUAGAAGCACAACUUCCAAGAUUUCUUUGGAAAUUAAGAUGAAAAUAUUGAUCCUGAUAACCAAUUCAUUGAAGAAUAAAAAGUUAUCAAUGAGCGUCUUAACACUCCAAAGUGUGCUUUAAAUAAAAAUGAUUUUAUUAAUAACUAGGAUUUUUAGCAGCCUUAGUAUCAAAAUUAAAAUUAAUAAAUUUAUAUUGAUUAAAAAUCAUCAUCUUUUUAACAAUUCGGAUAGGAUUUCAAUAGUGAUAAUCAAACUUUAAAUACUCACAAUUACACUAAUCAAGCAUUCUAAAAUAUUUAGGAAGUAUCUGGAUAGAUAAAAAGUGAAAAUUCAAGUAAAAAAUAAAUAUAGCCAAAUAUAAUUUAGCAAAAUAUGAUUAAAACAUUUGAUCAAAAUCUAUCUGAGACUUAGGAUUUUAAUAAUUAAUUCUAAAUCAACGAUUAAUCAGACUAGAAAAACUAAAUUGAAAAUUAAAUGUAUAAUCAAUUUAAUGAAAAUUAGAACAAGGAAUUCUAGUAACUUCCAUCAUUACCUACUGUAAAUUUUUAAUCCAAUUCUAAUUUUAAUGUCGCUGCUGUAGAUAUGUAAAACGACUUAGAAAGAGAUUUGCAUCAUAGCUAGAUCAGAGGGAGAUAAGAAAUCGACAGCUAGAUGAAUUAAAACAGCAAGAAUUAAAUGUAGUAAUUUAAUUAAAAUUUAGAAUAUUAGUAAAAGAGCUACUAAACUGAAGAGAAAAAUGAUAACAACUUAAAUAUAGAUUAAAGUAUCUCAUUUGAAAAUGAAUAUAAUUAAAGAUUAAACCUUCAAGACCAUUAAUAAAACUUCAGCAUGUAGAAUAAAAGCAAAUCAGCAUUAAAUUUAGAAAACUAAGAAAUUGCUGAGAAAUAUUCUUAACUAGAUUAAUAACAAUAAAGCGAUUAAUAUGGCUUUUAUGAAUAAAAUGUAAAUAAAAAUAAUAUAAAUUAAGAUAAUUUUGGCGAACAAAUGUAGCAAUAAUUUUUAUAGUAAACACAAUAAUAAUCAAAUUAAAAUAAUUCAUAAAAUUAAAUUAAAAAUAAUGAUUAAUAAAAUGAAAAUGAGGCUAAUAUGGGAAUUUAAUAGCAAGUUUAAACUAACUAUACAAAUGUGGCUAAUAAUUUCGAAUAGGAAUAAGGUGAUUAUAGAGCUUAGGAAUACAAAUUAAUGAGUUCGUAAUUAUAAAAUAGCAAUCUUUGCAGCGAAGACUCUUAAGAUUAGUUUUCAAGUUUUUAAUAGGCAAAUUAAACGAAAUAUAUAAAACAGAAAUAGAAUUAAUAAGAUGAUCAUUAACAUCACAAUGAGGUAUCAGAUGAAUAAAAAGAUUCAUUCAUAUAUGAGCAAGAUAAGCAAAUUAUUUUAGAAUAUGAAGACAAUAAUAUAAAAUAAAAUGAUUAAGAGAAUUAAUUAAAUAACUAUGUACAAAAUGAAUAAAUUGAAGAGUAAUACUAAGAAUAAUAGGAUAAUUUAACAGACAAGAUGGUAGAUCAAUCUAAUAACUUAAAUACCUUCUUUUUGAAUUAAAAAUAAUAAGUUUUGUAUACUUUCGAUCACUCACAAUAUUAGUAAGGUGUCAAAGGGCUUGAUUUAUAUAGCAAAGGAGAAAUUAUGUACUUUUAGGAUUAAUAAAGUUAGAUAGAAAGCUAAACUUAGAAUUAACAGAACUAAUUUACUUAGGAUUUUGAAUAAUUAAGAAAAAAGAAACAAGUUUUUGAUUCGUAUGGCUCAGAUAGCUAAUACUAAGACCAAGAUGAAAAUAUUAUAGGCCAAUAAAUCCUUUUUUCUGAUUAAAUUUAACCAACUGUUUUAGAAACGGUUAAGGAAUAAAAGCAACCUGAGAUUGAUUUAUUUAUGGGGGAUAAUAAAGAUUUUUCAAAUCAGAAUUUGUUCAAUCCCAAAGCAAAAAAUGUAAAUUAAGAUGACGAAGCUAGUUUUGGAGAGGAAUAAGAUGAAGAAUACGAACAAAAGUUAAAGUAGUAAUAUUAAAAUCAACCAGUCUAAAGAGAAGAUUAAAAUGUAAAUCAAGAAUAAUUUUAGUUUGAUCCUCAAAACUAAGAACUCAACUAAUAAAACGAACAGCAACUUUAAAAAAUGUUAUAAAAUAUUUCAAUAAAUGAUUAACAAAAUAAUUUACAAGAAUUCUAAGGACAACAUGGUUAAUUCUUUACCCACUUAGAAAACUAAGAGAAAAAUGAAAAUCUAGGAGAUGAAGAAGAAGGAAUUAACUAAAUUUUAGAAAAUUCAAGAGGUGAAUAAAUAUAAAAUCACAAUAGAGUUGAAAGUAAUUUGGAAAUUGUUAAAAAUCCUGAUCUUUAAUAUGAUCUUAAUUCUUAAAUUUUCUAAGAGUCUGUCAUAAAUCCAGAUGGAAAUGAAAUAUUUAAGAGCACUAAUAGAUAAAUACUUGAAUUAUUUCCUUCUAUUUAGCACAAUGUAUCAAAAGGUCUCCAUAGUCAUUAAAACAGUAAUAUUUCAAUACCCUAUAUAAAGAACUCUGUAUGUUAGGCAGAAUUGUCUAUGAUAAACGAAAGUUUACAUUAAAAUUAAAAAAAUAAUAAUUAAAAUAAUAAAAUUGCAGAGGUUAAUUAAUAUGAAUAGUUUAGUCCAGAAGAAGCUGCUAACAAUCCUCAUUACUUAUUUGAAAAUAAAACUUAAGAGUUAAAUUAGCACAAAGAUUAAUAACAAAUUGAAGGUUGGAAUUUUAAUUAACAACAAAUUUUAAGCAACAACAAUACUUAAUAAAUAUAAAACCCAAUAAACAACGUAAAUUAAAAUUAACAAUAAAAUGAGGAUGAAUUUUUUAUGGCAGAUUAAUAUGGUUACCUAGAAUAAGGAUUUAUUGAAACCGGAAUAGAAACAAAUACAAAGGACAAUUAAUAUAGUAAUAAAUUAAAUAAAUAGAAUAUUUCACAAAAGUAAUGUCAAGAUUUUAUGGUUAAUCAAGGUGUUUUUAGUUAAAAUAAUAGAUAUAGUCAAUAAUUCAAUAAUAUUUAAAAGGCAGAGGAUUCAUAAACUAACUAAAGUCCUUAGUAUCAAAUGGAUAAUUUAGAUUUUAAACUUAAAGAAAAUAGCUAAAAAUAAGAAAAAAUAUUGAAUAGCUAAAAUGAUUUCAGCUAAAAAAGAUAUGAUUUUCCAUUAGACCAAGUUGAUAAAAGCUAAAGUGAUUUAUUUUAAGAAAAUUAAGAUAAUCAAGAUCUAAGAUUUGGUUCUUCUGCUAAUAAAACAGGUGAUCAAGAUUAAAUCCACCAAAUUAUUGAUUAAAUUUCGCCAUAGCAAUAAGAAAAUUAACAAGAUUAAUUAAACUGGGAUGAUUUUGCCAAUAAAACUGGAAGUAGUGUAGACUCAUAAAUAUAAAAUUCUUUUGAAAUAUUUUAAUAAAUAGGGCAUAAUAAAGAGACUUAAAAUUAAUAAAAUAAAGUCAAUUUCGAUGAUUUGUUUGGAUUCGUAGAUCAAAAAAAGUCUUCAUAAAAUUUAGAUCAAAAAAAUAAUUCAUAAAUUGUUCAUUUAGACAUGAAUAAAAAUUAAUAAAUUAAUAAUAAAGAAAAUGACAAUAACUUAAAAGAUAAUUUUGAUUUUUUAAAUUUUAACAACAAUAAACUUGCAAAUAACUCUGAUUUUUAUGAUCCAAAUAGCAAUAAUAAAGAUUAAAAUAAUAAUAAUAAUAAUAGCUUGAUUGCUUCAUUUUUAAAAAGUGAUGAUAAAAAUAAUUAAAAAAUUAAAUAAAUGGACAGUUCAAUUUUAGAGAAAGAAGAGAAAGGAAAUACUAAUGAAUAUAGUGAUAUUAUGACCAAUCCAGUAAUGAUGAAUUAUUAAAAAAAUGAAGAUAAAAGCUAGAGCUUUGAUAUGGGUUAAAAAAUAAAUAUCCAAUUAAAUUAAAAUAUGUCAUAAGAAAGAAUAAAUUAAAAUCCAUUUCAUGAUUUUAGCAAUAAACUUAACGAUUAAGACCAAAUUUUUGAUAUGGGUAAAGCUACUUCUUUCUAAGAUAAAUAGUAAAAAAUAGAGUAAACUUUUGACAUGAAUAUGCCUAUGAAUUUAAACACAAAAAAAGACAAUAUUGAUGAUAGUAUCGAAGUACCUAUUAAUUAAAAAUCAAAAUAAAUUAAUAUGGAAGAUAGUUUUGAUAUGAGUAAACCCACUAAACUUAAUAAUAAAUAAUACAAGGAUGAUGAAGAGAGUUUUGAUAUGAAUAAGCCAGUUAAUCUUUAUAAAAAUUAAAAUAAAUUAGAAGAAAGCUAUGAUAUGAACAAGCCAACAAACCUUGGAUAAAUAUAGGAAAAAAACGAAGAAAGUUUUGACAUGAAUAAACCAAGGUAGCUUCAUUUUAAAAAUGACAAAAAGGAAGAAGAUGGGGGAAUAUUUAACAUGGAAAUGCCCAGAAUGAUGCAUAAAAAAUCUAUUUUAUAUGAAAAUAAAAGCCCAAUCGAUAUUAAUAAAGAAUUAGAUUUUUUUUUAAAAGACAUAUUUGUGCCUUCCUCGAAAACAAGAUAAAACAUAACGCCUAGUUAUAAUAAAUUAGAUAACUUAAAAGGAAAAUCUAAAGAAAUCGAUAAUGUUGUAGACUCUCCUGCAAGAGGUAAAAAUAUUGAAAUAGCCUUGAUUUAACAAGUGAAUCCUAAUGACGUAGUAGAUAUGGAAGCACCAGCAAUUUUUAUGUAGAAUACCAAGAAAUCGACUUAGAGUGGAAAUUCAGGUGGAAGAAAUAAUACCCCUAACAAUCCUAGUUUUACUCAUAAUAACUUUGGAUUUGGUUUAACAGGAGGUUUAAGUGUAAUAGCUCCCAUUGAGGGUGAAAGUGAUUGUGAGUAAUAAAAUAUGGAUCUUGGAAGCUUUAGUUCAAUUGCUAAAAUUCAGUUGCCUGCUAAAAAGUAAUACGAAUUUAAUGAUCUUAUGCAAUUAACUCAUUAAAGUCUUGCAAGUCUUAAUUUAGAUGUCGGUGUUGCACUAAGUGAGAAAAUAGAUAGUCCUAAUUAAAUAAAAAAGUUUGAUUUGUAGAUGGAAAAAGAACACUCUCACUGCUUUGUAAAUUCACUUACAAAUUUAGAUCACAGUAGUAAAUGCUCUCAAUUGUAAAGUGAAAAUCUCAAAAAGAAUAAAAGUCAUAAUGAUAUUAGAAUUUCUAGUGCAAGCAACUUUAAUAAUUAAAAUUCAUUAAAAAUUUUACCUUUCAAUUUAAAGAAUAAUUUAAGCAGCUAUAACAAAUAAAAUAGUUAGACCAACAAUAAUUAAUUAAAAAUUGUUAAUGUAACUAACUAAAUUCAAGUCAAAGACAAUGGUAGCCAAGAAAUAUCAUAAAAGGAAUUAAAUAUGCAAAUAACAGAAGAAACACAUUAACCAUAGCUUAAAAAUACCCUUUAAAGCUCAUAAACGAAUUAUGUUCCGUAAAUAAAUGAUAAUGAUAAGCUUAACAUCUAACACAAUGAUCUUGCUUUAAUUAAUGUAAUUAAAGAAAAUGAAUCAUUGUAGGAACAUAUUCCCAUCUCAAAAAAUCUUUAAGAGAAUAAAACUCAAAAUAAGUAAAAUGUAAACUUAGGAUAAAUUUUUGGUUUUACUCAAAAAAAAGGUAAUUAAUAAAAUAAUUCAAGUCUCAGUGAGUUAUAAGGUCUUUAAAUAUCAGAAUAGCCUUUAUAAAAUAUCAACAUUUAAAAGAAAUAAAAUUAAAAUAUUAAUUAAGAUAUUUCUUGCGAAGUAGAUUUAAACUCUAAUUUGAAACAGAAUGAUUAAUUAACACCAAGAAAUUAAGGAGAAUUUAAUAAUGAGUAAAUAAAUAUUGAGAAAUCACCAGGAUCUUAAUCAUCUGAAGGUAGUGAGUCUUUUUAUACUGUUAAGGAUAAAUUAGAAGUAUCAUAUUAGUAAAAUAUUGAUAAAGAUACUUUAGGUGAUAAAAAGUAAGAUGAUUCAUUCUAUUCAGUUUCAGAUGAGUAAGGAAUUAAUUAGUCUAAGCAAAAAAAUGAAGAAAACACUGCUUAAAUAGAUUAAAAAUUAGAUAUUUAAAAGCCUUCAAGUAGAGAUUAAGAAGACUAAGAUAUAAAAUAAUAAGAUUAAAACAAAGAAUAGGAUAAUAACAAUUUUAUGAUUGAAACAGAUGAAUUAGAUAAAGAAUUAGAGUAUUUUAAUUAAGAUAUUAAGGCGCAAGAAGAAGAGAAAAAAGAGAAAAUAGAUUUAGAUAAAUCUAUCAAUAAAUUCAGACCAUUUGCUAUGAAUCCUAAUGGAAAAAUGUCUAUUUAGAUAACAAGUGGAAACUCUUCUUUUACUCAAUAGAAUGAUAGCAAAUCAAUUAAAUCUCCUGGUAACAAUAAUUUAACAAAUCUUAGUAUAAAAAAUAUUCCUAAAAUAAUAACUUAUGAUCAGAUAAACCUUUAGAGUAAUUUAAACAAUUUACCUUCUUCCAAAUCUAAUAAAUAAGUAACUGAGUAAUCGAUUAUUGAGAAUAGAUAAAUUAUAGCUGAUAUGCAAGAAAAUAUUUUGAAUUGUAAUAAUGAAUCAGCUGAAUUCCAAUAAGAUUAAGAGUAGAGAGUAUAAUCAAACUAAAAUUAUUCUGCUAAGAUAGAGAAUAAUUAUAAAUCUGAUUAAAAUGAAUCUAUUGAAGAUCACGAUUAUUAACGCCCAAGAGUAUCAAGUCUUAAUAUUUAAAGCUAUACUGCUUAAAGCAAUACAAGAAAUGUGAUUAGCUCAAAAAUUAUAAAUGAUGAAUAGUCUUCUAAUACUUCUUAGGAUUUCUCUUGUAAUUUAAAUACCUUUUUAUCAACAAGGCUGUAUCCAAAUAAAUAAUCAAUGCUCGCUGGCUCUGAUUAAGAUUAUGUUUUAAAAAUCAAUUUUAAACAGAAAUCAUCAGAGGAAAAAACUACACACUUAAAAAAAAUAUCCGAAGCUUAAGAGUUGAAUUCUUAGCUUGAAUAAAUUUAAUCCCAAGGUGAUUAUAAUACAGCAUCAGAUGAUAAUUGCUAAAUUAGCCUUAGAGAAAUAAAAUUUGAAAAAAAUCCUUUUGAGUCAGAUUUCGAAAAUAACUCUGAGGGUAGUAAAAUAAAAGAAGAAUUAAAUGAUUAAGAUUAAAAAGAGUAGAAUCAUCUUUAAAAAGUUUAGAAAAAAAGUGAAAGUAGAUAAAAUCAAGAAGUAGAAAAGUCAAACGUAGCUUAGACAGGCUCUACUUUGGAUAAGAAAUAAGGUUUAAAUAAAAGAGUUUACAAGUUUGAUUUUGAAGAUUAUCAAAAUCCAAGUUUGGUAGCUAAUUCUUCUAGCGCUUCUCCUCUUUAAAAGUUUUACUAAUAAAAUAAUUUCGUUGAAGAUAGCAUGAAUAGAAAUAUUUUAGAAUCGGAGUUUACUAUUAAUCAAUCACAUUUAUCAGAAAUAGCUGCAAAUGAUAUGUAAAAAAAUGGAUAAGUAGAAAACCUUGAUUUUAAUAACUUAUCUCCAAUAUCUGCCCACAAAAUGAUUCUCAAACCUGAAUUAUUUUAAGAAAAUGCUUAAAAUAAUUUAAAUUCGAAUAGAUCUUUUGCAUCGCAAAAAGGAACAAGAAUGCCUUCUCCUCCUUCUUCUGUAUAUAAUCAGGUUGGGAAAAAUAAAAGUUCGUAUUAUUAAUAGAAGCAAGUUUAAUAAAGUGGUGAAAUAUAAUUGCUAGUUAGCAAUACUCUGCAAAGUAAAUCACAAUCUUCUAACUAAGUCAAUAAAAAUUAAGAAAACAGUUAGGUGCCUCCACCUAAUAUGAUUGAUGAAGAUGAUAUGUGGGCAAACAUGAGGAACGAAAGUUCUAUAUCAUAAAACGAGUCUGAUGACUCCUAUAUGUCAGAUAUUAUAUAAAAAAAUAUUUUAGAUCAAUAGAAAGACUUUGAAAAUAAAGAUUCAACAAGCAAUUAAAACUAAGUGAUAGUAAAAUAAGAAUAAGAAACAAAUGUAUAAUAAAAUAAAUCGCAAAGAUAGAUUGAUACUGCAACAUAAGCUCACCCUGUAGAAGCUCAAGAUUUCUUAAAUGAUAUGGUGAACUUUUGGAAUAAUUAAAACAAAGUAUAUAAUUUAAAUUAAAGCAACGAGCCUCAAACAUCAAGCAGAAAUAAUUAAAAUAACACUACUAAUCCUCAAAUACUAUCUAAUGCUGUUUCUUCUCAGAAAAAUACAUAAAUUUAACCUGAUUUCAGAAGAGAAGCUUUAGAUAAAAAUAAGACUGCAUUUUUUGAUAACACAAUUCAAGGAAAAGAUAAAUACUCUUUAGAGAUGAAUUAAUUGAUUGAAAAGUAAAGUGAAAGUUAGGUGUUUGAUUUCUAACCAAUUCAAACUAUAUCACACCAACCUUCAAAUAUGUAGGAUUUUACUUUUGAGCAAAAAAUGGUAUCCUAAAAUUAGUAAAAAAUUUCAUAUUCAGAAAGAUAAACAGCUGAACUCUAUAAUUCAUCAGACUUUCCACGCUAUGAUAGCAAUAAAACUUAAAAUUCUAGCAGCAACAAUAGUAAACCUUAGCAUUAGUAGAAAGUAUUUGAUUUACAAAGAAAUCAAGAUUUGCAAUAUAAUUUGAUCCUAAAAGGAAAUAUUCAGGAUAGUAUUAUUGAUGAGGAAUCAUAAUUAAAAAAUUAAUCAAUUCAGAAUAACAACAAGAACAAUUUUAAUAGCAGUCCUAAUAGCAACAACUUGCUAGCAGAAAAGACUCGACUAUCUGAGAUUCCAACAACAAGAACUAUAACUGAUUCUUCUAAAAAUAAGCUUUCUUCUUAUAUCCCUUAAAACAACAAAUCUUCUUCUAAUGAGAUUAAAAAGGAAGGAUUAAAUCCAAGGUAAGUGCAAUCAAUAUAUUAGCCAACAUAAAAUCUUAACUUUGGAACUUUCAACCAAGACUCAUAACUUGUAAAUUUGCAGCAAUAAAGUUCUAGCGUAAAAGAGAUAACUCCUACAAAAUCUUACAUGGAUAUCAGCAAUUAAUUUCCUUAGUAUCCUCUUCGAAUUGAGAUAUCUUCUCAUCCUGAAGACCCUAAAUUCUUUGAGAAUACAGACAAAGAAAAAGAAACAACUAAAGAAAACCCUACUUCUCGUACUCCAUCAACCUCUCCAAAGCAAGUAUUUAAACUCGCUACAAGCUACUUAAAUGUGCCUUCACCACAGACAAGUUUUGUUUUGAAUAAAGUCAAAGAUCUUACAGAAAGCCCUAAUUAGUUAUUUUAAAAAAAUAAUUAAUCUAAUUUGCCAGACUUAGGAGCUAAAAAGAGUAAAAGUAGACCAAGCAAAGAAGAUGUUAAAGUUUAGACUAUUUUAGAAGGUAUUGUAGACCUAGAUAGUCUGCCAGAUUUUUAAGAAAACAUUCAAAAUAAGCCAAAGGAUCAAAUAAAAUCUAUUUUAGAAGUUGAUGAAUACCUAGAAAGAUCUCCUUCAAAAUUGUUAAUCGAAGAAAAAUCAGAACCACCAAAAAUAAAGCUUCAGAAGACGCAAGAUUUCGAAAGCAAAUUAGAUAAUUUAGAAUAAUUAAAUAAGCAAGAGUAGCAAAAGAACAAGAAACUUUAAGAAGAAUUUUCACAAAUUUAUGCAGAGAUGUAAAAAUUAGCAGAAAUGUAGCUAAAAGAAGCAGAUAUCUCAAAGUAAGAGGAUUUUGAGUAGAAACAAUUAAGUAAUCAGAUUCAAAGCUUAAAUAGAUAGCUUUAGCUUCUUACAUAAAAUCAUGCUGCUUUGCUUAACAGGGUUGAGUCCGAAAAUAUAAAAACUAUAAAAAUAGCUUAAUCUAAUUUACCUUCAUUUUCUGGAGACAAUCAGACUAGCAAAACUAAUUCUGAAUAGAAGUUGUAAAUAAUUCAGAAAGAAUUGACAAAAGAUGAUGACAAAUUUGAAUAGAUAAUAAAAAAAUUCAAGUAACAAAAGCAAGAAAUUUCUUAAUUCCGUCAAGAAAUAAUCAAUUCUGCUUAAGAAGAAGGUGAUAAAAUAGGUAAAAGCUAAUAAAAUUAAAUCAAGCAAAAUGAGAAAAAUGAAGAGACAGAAACUAGUAAAAACUUCAAUAAUGUAAUGGAAAAACAAUCUCAGUUCUCAAAUACAUUAUAAAAGAUAUUGCAAGACAUUUAAUCUUUGAAUAACGUUAGCAAAAAAGAGGAGGUAGUUGAAAAUUAACUUUAAAAGAAAAUCAAGGACAUUUAGGAACAAGUUCUUAAAAAUAAUGAGAAAUUAGGUGAAAUCAACAAGUAUUACAAUGAAAUCAAGACAUAAGUUAACACAGAAAACCGUUCUAUCUCUCCAAAGGUCAAAGUAAAUAUCACCAGUGCAUCAAUAAAAAAGAGCUAAUCUCCUAAAACAAUUCAAGAUAUAUAUGAUAAUUAUCAAAGUAAUUUUAAAAAUGUCAAUUUAAACUCACAUCCUAAGUUGUCUUAAAGCAUUCUUUAACAAACAACCCCUUUUAACAAGAGUCCUGUUAGAGACGCCUAAUUAAAUGCAAAGAAAUAAAAAUACCUUUAAGAAUACGAAUCUUAUUCUACAUCAAAUUAGAAAAAAAGAUCUCUUAGUAGAGAAAGAGAGUCUUAGGAUAUUGAAAAUUCUUUCGAUUAAAAAUAAUAAAUUGAUGAGAAUUCUUAAGGCUAUAACCUACAAAACUAAUUCAAUUAAAACGCUUUAUAGUAAGCCAAAUAAUACCUUCACGAAUCUGCCUAAAGUAAUAGCUUUAGCAUGUCUAAGAAUUCCUUACUAAAUAAACUAAGUCCAAGUUCAAUUAGAUUCUCAUCACCUUCUAACAAUUUAGCCACUAAAAUAAGCUCUCUCUCACCUCCUACAUAGGAUUUACAGAGAUAAAAUAACUUUUCUCAAAUAAAAGAAUAAAAUUCUUCACUUUUUGAUAAAUCUUUGCUAUCUGAUUUGCAGAAGAAUUAAUACUUUGCUAAUUAAGCUGCAUUUCAGGCUCCUUAAAGCAUCAAAAAGCCACCAAUAGUUAAAUAAAUUCCAAAACCUCAACAAGAAAAGUUAGGAUAAAAAUAAUAAAAUCAACAAAUAAGUUUGUAAAAUACUUCAUAAUAAAAAGGAAGUGAUUUCUAUUAAUAAUACUAAAAUUCAAAUAACAGUUCCUACUAAUAACCCAACUAAGAUAGAUAAAGAAGCUUUAGUUCAAGUUAGAUUGUUAAUAACAUAAACUAGCCAGGAUCAUAGACGAUGCUUAAUUACUAAAAUGCUUUUAAUCCAUAAUAAAUGCAGUCAAUGCAAAAUUUAAAAUAAUAUCCUCCCACUUUAUUUAGCCCCUAAGUAAGAUCAAACACUGAAGUAUUUGAUUAAAACUUACCUAAAUUUAGCUUCAAUCAUCAAUAAUAAAAUGAAAAUUUCCAACAAAAAUUCUAGUUAUUCAAACAAAACAAUCUGCCAUUCAAUCAAAAUUAAAACAAUAACUUUUCUCAAAAUAUUCCCUUGUUUUAAAAUACAAACAAUUAUAGAUUUAUAGACAAUAAUCCUCAAUAACCACAACCUAUAUAAUCUUAACAACUUAAUUAAUUCUUUGGGAAUUCAGUAAAUUUACCAAAAAAUACAAACAAGUAAGUAUUUUUAUCAAAUGAAAAACUUCCAACAUUCAGUUAAUCUCAAGCAAAGCAAUAUGAAUAUGAACAAUAACAAUUUGAUAGAAAAUAUCCCACAUUCCAAAAUGAAGUCAAACCUUUCGAUGAAAAGAUAGAUUCUUAUGGAAAUAUUUUUAGAUAGGAUUAACUGUCUGCUCAAAAGCAGAUCAAUCAAGGAAGUUUAUAUGAUUUCAAGAACUCUUUUAGCAAUGUCAAUAUAAUCAAAUAAAAAAAUAAUAACGUCUAUACACCAAAUAAAGAUCAAACCGUGCUUCUUAGAAAUCAAUAAUAUAAGGAAUCAAACUUUAAUUAUUCUAUUAAUUAAUACAGAAAAAAUUUUGUAUCAAAUUAUUAUGCCUAAAAUGAAUGA
Tetrahymena thermophila SB210 is the source of this 15630-nucleotide messenger RNA. RefSeq lists its product as hypothetical. Lineage: Eukaryota; Ciliophora; Oligohymenophorea; Hymenostomatida; Tetrahymenidae. The transcript is spliced from 11 exons. The record is from RefSeq and is a predicted model, not a curated record.